Messenger RNA from Plasmodium adleri (nom. inval.), 6237 nucleotides. RefSeq names its product DNA repair protein RAD50, putative. NCBI's taxonomy places the organism in Eukaryota, Apicomplexa, Aconoidasida, Haemosporida, Plasmodiidae. The transcript has a single exon. The coding region runs from base 1 to 6237 and encodes 2078 amino acids. Gene Ontology annotation, molecular function: G-quadruplex DNA binding; ATP hydrolysis activity; single-stranded telomeric DNA binding. Gene Ontology annotation, cellular component: condensed nuclear chromosome; Mre11 complex. The record is from RefSeq and is a predicted model, not a curated record. Gene Ontology annotation, biological process: double-strand break repair; chromosome organization involved in meiotic cell cycle; telomere maintenance via recombination.
AUGACUACACUAGAAAAGAUUGGUAUUCAAGGUAUUCGAAGUUACAGUGAUGAAGAUGUUGAAGUUCUUGAAUUUUCAACUCCUAUUACUAUAAUAUAUGGUAAUAAUGGAAGUGGUAAAUCGACAAUAAUUGAAUGUCUUAAAGUGAGUUGCACAGGUGAUUUCCCUCCUAAUGCUGAAAAAGGUAAAUCCUUUUUACAUGAUCCUUUAAUAUCUAAUAAGAUGAAUAUAAGAGGUAAAAUUGAUGUUCUUUUAAAUAAUUAUAAUAAUAAACGUAUAGGUAUAUCUCGUUCAUAUAAUUUAUUUUAUUCAAAAGAUAAAAAUAAGAAAGUGAAACAUACAUUUAGAGCUUUAGAUAAUAAUAUAAUUAUAAAAAAAGAGAAAGGUGAUGAUUUAAUUAUUACAAAUAAAUGUGUUGAUAUUAAUAAUCAUAUUCCUAAGUUAAUGGGAGUAUCUAAAGCUUUAUUAGAUAAUGUUAUCUUCUGUCAUCAUGAUGAGAAUCUAUGGCCAUUUAGUGAAUCGAUAAAAAUAAAAAAGAAAUUCGAUGAAUUAUUUGGAGAUGAUCAUUUUUCUAAAAUAUUAGAAGAAUUAUUAAAAUGUAAGAAAUAUUUAAAUGAUUUAUUAAAAAGAAAAGAAUAUGAUUUAAUACAUUUAAAAGAAAAUUAUGAAAAAAAAAAAUAUAUGAAUAUAGAAAUUCAAAAAUAUGAAAAAGAAAUAGAAAGUGCUCAAAUAUGUAUACAAUUAGAUGUAGAAGAAAUACAAGAAAAUACAAUUAUUUUAAAUAAUUUAAUAAAAAAAAAAAAUCUUUUAUAUAAACUAAUAGCAGAUAUAGAUUCCUAUUUUUUAUUAUAUAAAAAAUUCCAAAUCGAUGCAGACACAUAUAAAGAUCUCAAAGAAAUAUAUGAAGAAAGCUAUACUGAGUUAUUACAAUUCCAAGAUGUUUUUAAUAAGGAUAUUAAUAAAUAUCAAAUGUUCAUACAAAAUGUAAAACAAGAUAUAAAUAAUUUACAACAAGAAAAACAAACAUGCAUGCAUAAUUAUAAAGAAUCUAACACUAAUGAUUAUAAUCAUGAUCUAACCAAAAAGGAAUUAAAUCAAUCUAUAAUAAAAAGAGAUUAUAUAAUAAAUAAUCUAAAUCAUAUAUGUUUUAAUCAUAAUGAUAAUAUAAUAUAUGAUCCUACACAAAAGAAUCUUACAAAUAAAGAACAGAAAAAUGAAAAGAAUAUAAAAAUAAAUAUAAAAAAAAUAAUAGCAAAGGAUCAUGAAUGUUUAUCUAUGAAACAAAAUUUAUUACAAGAAUAUUGUGAAUUAUUAAACAUGUAUGAUAUAUAUAAAGAUGGCAUAACAUUGUAUGAUAAUGAUGAUAUGUUAGAUAAUAAAAAUGCAAAGCCCCUUUGUUUGAGUGUAAAGGUUAUAGAAGAAUUAUUUUUUAUAAGUGAAAAAAAUGUUCAAGAUAAAAAUAUUGAUAAUAAUAGUAAUAAUAAUAAUAAUAGUAAUAGUAAUAGUAAUAAUUAUAUUUCUUUUUGCGAUCAAAAAAUUGGUCAAGGUCAAAACGUUUCAGAUGUAUUAUCCAAGUUUCCAUUUUUAAAAAAGAAACAUGAGAAAAAAUUAGAUUCCAUAAGAUAUGUUUUAAAAAGAUAUAUAUCACACAUAAAACAAAAUAAAUAUAAAAAAAAAAAUAUCAUAUACAAAAUAAAAAAUUUGAAAAAAAGACUAUUGAAGAUUGAAAAGAAAAUAAAAUUAUUAAGUAUAUAUAAAAAUAAAUUAAUCAAAUUAAAAUCUGAUGAUAUUAUAUAUGAACAAAAUUUAAAAAAGAUAGAAAAAUUAAAUCAACUAAAAUGUUUAUAUGAUAAUCUAACUACUCUUGAUGAUGAUAUAGAUUCUUAUAAUAUUCAAAAAGAAAAUAAUUAUUAUGAAGAACAAAUAGAAAAAAAUAUUAAACAAAUUAAUGAUAUACAUCAAUUAAAAAUAUCGAUAUAUAUCUUUUUUAAUAAUAUCAUAAAGAAUUAUAAUUCUUUCUAUCAAUAUAUACUAUGUUAUAAAAAAAUACAUGCAAAUUAUAUUAUCUUUUAUGAUAUAUUCUUUUCUUUAUUUGUUUUUAUAAAAAGAGAGUUUUAUAAAAUUUUUAGUAUAUUGAAAGAGAAGGAUAUGGAUUUUUAUGAUUAUAUUCAGAGGGGCAUCGAACAAAAAAUAUUAAGUGUUGACAUAAAUACCAAUAUUGAAUUAAAAAAUAAUAAUAAUAAUAAUAAUAAUCAGAACAUACAAAAUAAUAAAUCUUGUGAUAGUUAUCAUUCGAAUGGAAAUAAAGAAUUUAAAAUGAAAAAUAAAAUGACAAAAUUGAAGAGUAACAUACAAAUAAUAGAAGAAAAUAUAGAAACAAUAAAGGAUAAGAAAAUAAAUUCAAGUGAAUUUAAUGUAGAUCUAAUAAACCAUAUACAUCAUAUGAAUGAUCAAACAAUUAAUAGUAAACAGAUACUUUAUAUGGAUGAACAUAUACAAAAGAAGAGACAACAGAAUGAAAGAAUAAAUGAUUAUACAUGUAAAUUAAAGAAACAAAAAAUAACACAAACACAGGAAGAUAUAUCCAUUAUAAAAAAUAAAAAGUAUUUAGAUAUAUUAUCAAAUAUUUUAAAUAUAUAUAUAGAAAAAUAUGAACAUAAAAUUAAUAAUAUAAAUAAUUAUAUUAUAUCAUUAAAAGAAAAGGUUUUACAAAUAUCUAAAGAAUUAAAUAAUAUUAAUAAUAAAAUGAAUGAAUAUAAAAACUUUUUAUCAAAUUUUAAUCAUAUGCUUAAAGAAAAAAAAUAUAAUCAUCUUAAAGAAUUUAUUAAUUAUUUAGAAUUAACUAAAAAUGAAUUAAAAAUAAAAAAAAAAAAUUUAUGGAUGUUACAUGGUAAAGAGGAUCUGAUGAAUGAAUUUAAAAAACACAUACAAAAAAAAGAAAAACAAAAUUGUGAUAAUAAUAAAAAAACAUGUAUAAUAGAACAAAAAAAAUGUUUAUUGUGUAAUCAUAUCAUAUCUGAAAAUAAUAAAGAUAUAGAACAAAUCGAAAUAUAUAUAGAAGAAGAAAAAAGACAAAUGUUAAAAAAAAUGGAAGAAUCUAAAAAUGAUAUUACUAUUUUAAAAAAUAAAAAAGAAGAUCAUAUCAUAUUAUUAAAUUAUUAUUAUUAUCAUAUACAACCUAUGCAGAAAGAUACAAAUGAUUUAAAUGAACUAGUCGAAAAAUUAAAAGAAGAACUUUUAUAUGUUCAAGAUAGUAUUGAAAAAUAUAAUACAAAAAUAAAAAAUGUUAAUACAAAAUAUCAGUUAAUUCAAAAAUUUAAACAAACAUGUAUACAUUUAAUGAAUAUACAAAAAAAUAUAUUAGAUGAAGAAAAAUAUGUAACAGAUCAAUCUAUGCAAAUAAAAAAAAAAUUUCAAGAAAUACAAAAUAAAAUAAAUGAUAAUAUAAAGAAUAAUAAAAUGAAUAAUAAUAUGAACAGUUAUAAUAAUACAUCUACUUCUGAUCAUUUUUUAUUUUUUGUUGAAAAAUUAAAUCACAUGAUACAAAAUUUAGAUAUUUCCAUAGAUGUAAAGGAAUCUAAUUUAUUAAGAAAUGUUAAAGAAUUUUUAAAAAAUUUUUUAAGAUAUAAUAACAAAGAUGUUAUAAAUAUUUUUUAUAAAAAAAUAUUAUGUGCAACAAAUCUAGAUGAUUAUUAUUGGUCUAUACCUCAUAAUGAUAUGAUUAAUAUAGAUUUAAAUGAACAAGAUAAUUAUAGAAAAAAUUAUGAAGAUAGUAUGAAAUAUAAUUUAUAUAAUAUUAAUGAUAAUAAUUAUAUGUGUAAAUUGCUUUCACCAGAUAAAGGGGUUCAUAUAAGAGAUGAUAAUUCAAGGGAUCAAAAAAAAAAACAUUUACAUGAAAAAAAACAAAACAAAACAAAAACAAAAACGAAAACAAAAACAGACAGUGAUGAAAUAAUUCCUUUUGAUAAUAUCAUAUGUGACGAUGCAUUUUAUGAAGCUGAUUUAUAUAAUUCUUAUAAUAAAAAUUUAAUCGAUGGUUAUAUAAGUCCAUGUAAAAAUAAAGAAGAAAGUGUAAAAAAAAACACCAUGGAUUGUAUAGAAGAAAUAUCUAACAAAUUAUCAAACAGUGAUGAUAUAUUAAAGAAUGACAAGAAGGUAUUAAUAAACAAAAUUAAUAAUUCUUUUAUUUGGUUUGUAUUAAAUGUUGGAGAGUCAAAUGAAAGAAAUGGAGAAAUAAAAGAAAAUAAAAAGAAUGACAUAAAUGGAAUGGACAAUGAUAUAAAUGGAAUGGACGAUGAUAUAAAUGGAAUGGACAAUGAUAUAAAUGGAAUGGACGAUGAUAUAAAUGGAAUGGACAAUGAUAUAAAUAGAAUGGACGAUGAUAUAAAUAAAAUGGACGAUGAUAUAAAAAAAAAUACUUGUGACACAUUUUUUAAGUGCUCCUAUUUUGUAAACAAUUUACCUUCAAUCAUAGAAAACAAUAAACGAUUUGAAAAAAUAUAUGGUAACUUUUUGUGUUGUCUAAAUGUAGAAGAAUAUACAAGAAAAGAACAAAACAAAAUGAUUGAAAAGAUGAAAAUUGUUAUAAAAGAUAGAGAAGCUUAUAUAAUAAAAAAAAGAAAAGUUCUUGAAAAGACUAUAAAUAUAGAUAAAAGGAUUAGAGAUUUAAUAAAAAAAAUGGAUAUUUACAUUUUAUAUUAUAAAGAGAAAAAAAGAAAACUUAUGGAUGAAAAAAUAAAUUUUUAUUAUUCUUUAAUUGAACAAUGUGAUACUCAAUUAAAAUAUUUAAAAAAAUAUAUUAGAAAUAAUAAAAAAAGUAUAUUUUUAGAAAAUCGAAAUUAUUUUUUAAAAAUGAAUAUCAUCUAUAUUUCUAUAAAAAAAUUAAAACUUUUAGAAGAAGAAAUUUCAAAUAAAGAAAAAUAUUUAAAAGAUAUAGAAGACAAAUUAAAUAAUAAUGAAAUAAUUAAAAAUCAAGUAAUUUGUAUUGAUAAAAAAAUUAAUGAAAAAAAAGAACAUAUUUUAUGUUUAGAAAAAGAAAAAAUGAAUAUAGAAAAAAUGUUACAUAAUAUUGUUAUGAAUACAAAUAUGAAGAAAAUGUAUGAACAAUACAUGGAACAUCAUCAAAAGUUUUUAUUAUCUUUGAAUCAAUUAAAGACAUCUUUUUUUUUUUUCUACGAUCGAGAAAAUGGAACAAAUAAAAAUAUAUCUCAAAUAGAAUAUACACAUGAUAUAAAUGGUGAUAAAAAACAAAUAGGAAAUGAUAAUAAUAUAUCUUCAAAUGAUGAAUCUAUAAAUAAAACAAAUAUGUUUAAUCAUGUAGAGAAUGAAAUAAAUUAUAUUAAUGAUAUUGUAAAAAAACUUGAAGAAAAUUAUAACAAUAAUACAAACAUAUAUAAUUUUAUUAAUAAAACUUUUGAUAUUACAGAUUCUCUAAAAAAUAAAUUAAAAGAUAUUAUAAAAAUACAAGAAGAUGAUUUAAAUGAACAAAUCGAAAAGCAUACAAAAUCUAUAACAGCAUUAAAAAUUAAAGAAGCUGAAAUGAAUGGCAAAAUUUGUUUAAGAAAAGAAUAUUUAGAAAAAUUAAAAGAAGAUAUAAAAUCUAAAACAUUCAUUAAUAUAGAUAAAGAAUAUAAAAAAAAAAUUAUUGAAAUUUUUGUAUAUAAAAAUGUAAUUAAAGAUAUACAAAAUUUCCAUUUCUCAUUUGAUCAAGCAAUUAUUAAAUUCCAUUCAUUGAAAAUGCAAGAAAUUAAUUUAUCUAUUAAAAAUUUAUGGAGAAGAGUAUAUAAUAGUGCAGAUAUAGAUUAUAUAUAUAUUAAAUCUGAUGUACAAACUGAACUAACAGAGAAAUCUAGUCAAAGAAGAUCAUAUAAUUAUAGAGUUGUUAUGGUUAAAGACAACUGUGAACUUGAUAUGAAAGGUAGAUGUUCAUCUGGUCAAAAAGUUUUAUCAUCUAUUAUUAUAAGAUUAGCAUUAGCUGAAUCAUUUUCUAUUAAAUGUGGUAUCUUAGCAUUAGAUGAACCUACUACAAAUCUAGAUAAAGCAAAUUCAAGAAAUUUAGCUAGACUACUUGCAAAUAUUGUAGAACUAAGAAAAAAUAGCUCAUCAUUUCAACUUAUACUUAUAACACAUGAUAAUUAUUUUGUUGAUAUCUUAUCACAAUAUGGCCUAACCAAUUGUUUCUAUAAAAUUAAAAAAAAUAACUUAGGCUAUUCAAAAAUUGAAAGACUUAUAACGUGA